AUGGCUUCCAAUCCCCCUGCUAACUGCUGUGCUCAAGGCUUCAAGCACACUGGUGUCGCCUCCGGUAAAAUUGUCGACUACGAAGGUAUCAAGUACUACGUUACUGGUGAUGAAUCCUUGGCCUCUUCUAAGCUCCACCUCAUACUCACCGAUGUCAUCGGCUACUCUUUUAUCAACAUCCAGCUCAUUGCUGAUGAGUACGCCAAGACUGGCUACUUUGUGGUCAUUCCGGAUCUCUUCAGUGAUGACUCUGCCCCUCUGAACCCUCCUGCUACUUUCAACCUCUUUAACGACUGGUUCCCCAAGCACACUCCUGAAAUUACCCAACCCAUUGUUGAUAAGGUCGUUGAAUUGAUCAGAUCCAAGUGGAACCCUGAGUACCUUGUUGCCACUGGCUUCUGCUUUGGCGCCAAGUAUGCCGUCAGACUACUUGGAGCCGGUAAGGUUCAGACAGUUGCCAUCUUCCACCCAUCAUUUGUAUCAAUUGACGAGGUCAAGGCUAUCAAGGGUCCCCUUUACAUUGGUGCUUCCGAGGUCGAUACCAUUUUCCCUGCCAACCUCCGCCGUGAUACUGAGGACGUGCUUAAGGAGAUUGGUGCAAAGUACCGUCUUACUCUCAACCAUGGCGUUGCCCAUGGCUUCUCUGUUCGCGGUGAUGUCAGUGAUCCUUGGAUUAAGUAUGCUAAGGAACGUGUUUUUGCUGAUGCUGUUGAUUGGUUCCGCAUUUCUUACGAAAUUGAGUACAAGAAAUAA
This is a messenger RNA of Magnusiomyces paraingens, 753 nucleotides long. RefSeq lists its product as uncharacterized. The coding region runs from base 1 to 753 and encodes 250 amino acids. The record is from RefSeq and is a predicted model, not a curated record. The transcript has a single exon. Lineage: Eukaryota; Fungi; Ascomycota; Dipodascomycetes; Dipodascales; Dipodascaceae. Gene Ontology annotation, molecular function: hydrolase activity.